AUAUCUUUCUCUCCUUCAGAAACCUUCCAUUACACAAAACCAAAUGGGCGGAAAUUCUCCAUGUGCUUCCUGCAAGUUGCUUAGACGCCGCUGCGCUAAGGACUGCAUUUUCGCUCCUUACUUCCCCUCCGAUGACCCUCACAAGUUCGCUAUUGUUCACAAAGUUUUUGGUGCUAGCAACGUUAGCAAAAUGCUCCAGGAGCUACCGGUUCAUCAGAGGGCAGAUGCAGUGAGCAGCAUAGUGUAUGAAGCUAAUGCAAGGGUGAGAGACCCGGUUUAUGGAUGUGUUGGAGCCAUAUCAUAUCUGCAAAACCAGGUUUCUCAGCUUCAAAUGCAGCUUGCAGUAGCUCAAGCUGAGAUACUAUGCAUUCAGAUGCAGAAUGAACCAGUUAUGCCAACCCCACAUAUUGAUCCAGAUGAUGACAAAUCAUCAUAUCUUCUCCAAAAUAAUCUCCCUCAGUACCUUAAUUUUGCAUCUUCUAGCAAUGUAAUUCAUGAUUCUCUUAAGAGAGAGAGCAUUUUUGGAGACAUUAUUUCUUAAUUUAAUCGAACUUUAUGUUAUG
Messenger RNA from Manihot esculenta (cassava), 563 nucleotides. Its product is annotated as LOB domain-containing protein 12. The transcript is spliced from 2 exons. Lineage: Eukaryota; Viridiplantae; Streptophyta; Magnoliopsida; Malpighiales; Euphorbiaceae. The coding region runs from base 44 to 541 and encodes 165 amino acids. The record is from RefSeq and is a predicted model, not a curated record.